Messenger RNA from Sebastes umbrosus (honeycomb rockfish), 2857 nucleotides. It is a transcript of the gene cd99, whose product is annotated as CD99 molecule. Lineage: Eukaryota; Metazoa; Chordata; Actinopteri; Perciformes; Sebastidae. The record is from RefSeq and is a predicted model, not a curated record. The coding region runs from base 221 to 919 and encodes 232 amino acids. The transcript is spliced from 14 exons. Gene Ontology annotation, biological process: homotypic cell-cell adhesion; T cell extravasation; positive regulation of neutrophil extravasation.
UUGCAGGCUGCAGCCACACCCAGCCAGUCUGUCCUUCAUAGGCAAAGUUGACUCAUAAUAACAAACUGUAACAGGACACCUCCAGUCGGGACAAGAGAGAGAGCUGUGUCCACAAAUACCUUGCUACAGCUAAAAGAGAGACACGAUCAGACGGAGCUAUAGGAGAGUUUAUAUAUAAAGCAGCUAGAGAGACUAGACUUAAAGUUAGUCUACAGUCAACAUGGGGUUUGGUUUGAGGGUCGGUGUUUUACUUUUUCUACUUGUUGCUGGAACAUCACAAGACGACCCAUUUGACCUGUCCGAUGCUCUCGAUGGUCUAGUGCCGGCGACAACUGCAAAGCCCAAAGAGGUACCAAAGGCCCCAGAGAAGCCUAAAACUGAUGGUGGUGACGGCGGACUUGAUUUGCUCGAUGCUUUCGGUCCAGAUCCGACCACACCUGCAAAGCCCAAAGAGGUACCGAAGGUCCCAGAGAAGCCUAAAACUGAUGGUGGUGACGGAUUUGAUUUGGGGGAUGCUCUCGGUCCAGGCCCUGAUCCCAAACCUGACAAACCCGCUGUCAACCCAGGAGGAGGAGGAGGAGGAGGAGGAGGAGGAGGUGGAGGAGAUUUUAGUGACCUCGACUUAGUAGGUGGGAAACUCGACCCUGACACAGGCCACGGAGGAAGAGGUGGACCAGACCCCGGCUACAACCCUCAAGAUGGUGCUGACCAGCCUCAAGAAGCUGGAGCUGGGAAGAUGGCAGGAAUCGUCAGCGCCAUAGGAGUCGCUCUGCUGGGAGCAGCGUCCAGUUACUUUGCCUACCAGAAGAAGAAGCUCUGCUUCAAGAUGCAAGGAGGUCAAGAUCCAGAGAGGGGUAAAGUCCAGCAUGGCCAGCAGAAUGAUCUUCAAGUUUUCAGCAACCUGCUCAAGACAUCCUAGACACCUUCUGCACCCAGGACUACGUCAAUGUCUCCUCCUCUACACAUCCCUACUCCAUUCAGCUUUUUGGUCUCUCUAUUCAAAUCUAUUAUCCAACUUGGAAAACUAUAAACCGAAAACACCGUUAGCUGUGUAUCAUUUAUCUUUCCUUGACUUUGAACCCAUCCUAGCUUUUUUAACUCUUAUACUAUGUCAAACUAAACACGUAUUUGUUACUAUAGUUGUUCCAUGGGUGUGGAUCACUGCACUGUAAGACUCUAAUAAGGUUUUAGUUAGUUAGUUAGUUAGUUAAUUUCUUUCCGUUUAACCACCUACCUAACAUUCUCACGUUAAAGGAGGUAUUUAAUUAAGGAGAAGUAGCGAGGCCAGCCUGAACUCAUACUGAAGGCCAUACAGUACAACCACUGAGCACAGGUGGACUCACCUGUACUUUUCAUCACAACUUCCAUUCACUAAUUAACCCCAUCAAGACCUUUCUCCCAGCAGACAUUUAGACCCGUCGUAGUAGGAGCAGCACAGAUGUAAGCCUGUAAUCUCACAUUAAGGAUGGCUCAGUUCAAGUUUAAUGGGAUUAAACACACCUGUGCUUCUCCUACUAUGACAUAAAAAAAAGGCCGGUCGCUUCUACUUUGCUGUUUAAUCAGUCUCUGUUCUGUUCAGUGGUUUGUGUGACAUGACGUACAUGUUCAUGGACAGCGCACAAAUGACUAAAACCUGGUACAAUAUACUCAUAUAAGGGGUGAAAUAAAUAAAUUACAGUUAUCAGGGGUGCAAACUUACGUAUACGUCUCAUCCAAAUCAUCCGCGAGUUGGCAUAGUAACACAUUUUCUGUUGUGUCAUCAAUUUACGGCGGAGUGUUAAAAAAAUCUGAGAUUUCCAGAAUAAAGUCAUAAUAUUACGAGCAAAAAAUGUCGUAAUAUUACGAGAAUAAAGUCAUAACUUUAGGAUAAAAAAAGUAGUAAUAUUACGAGAAUAAAGUCAUAACUUUACGAGAAAAAAAGUCGAGGGAAACUGACUCUUUCGUAAAUUUUUGAAUUUAUUCUCGUAAUAUUACGACUUUUUUUCUCGUAAAUUUAUGACUUUAUUCUUGUAAUAUUAGCACUUUUUUCUCCUGAAGUUAUGACUUUAUUCUCGUAAUAUUACCAUUUUUUCUCUUAAAUUUAUGAAACUUAUUCUCGUAAUCUCAGAAUUAUUUUUUUUCCUCAAUGUGGCCUUUGUUUUGGGCCAUCACCAGUUUGCACCCCUGGUUGUCCUACAGUAUGUACAGCACAACAUGAGGACGUUGUAUUAACAUAAUCAUCAUGUAGCUGGAUGGAAGUCCAGCAGAAGGAGCUUUUUGAAUAUAAAACGCUGAUUGUGAUGUGAGCUAACGGAGGUUAUGGAACCCAAAGGAGAAACAUGCAGUUUGGUGGCGUGGCGUUGUGAGCGACAUCUUUCCUAUCACAUACUGUAUGUAAAUGUAACAUGUAAUGUAUACAGUAUAGAAGCAUCAGCUCUUUGUCUGUCGUCGUGUUCCAGAUUGAUCCCAAGUUUGUGCACUGCAAAAAUGAAUUCAGUCUGAAUUUGAUUCCUUAAAGUGUUAUUUUGUUAAAGCUGCACCGAUUGAAAUCUAUUAUAUUAUAAAUGAAUGAAAUGACGACGUAUAAUGUGGGAGACAAUUCGCCUCUUUUAGCUCAUUGUUUUCCUUUUACAGCCAACUGUUUGUGUCAAAGUAAGCAACUAGCUGGUGAACACACAGGAGCAUUUAGAAACUAGAGGAAGAAGAAACUUUAUUAAUUCAUUAAUUCAUCAGGUGACACAAACAAUGUCCCCCUAUCCCCUUAGGGAUCUAAAAGAAUGAAUGCAGCUUUAAAACAAGCCGUCUUCUUGAAACAAGAUGAUUUUAGUUGGAACAAGUUGAGAUAUUUUCUACGACGAGAUUUAGGAGGAAAAAAAAA